UUUAGUUACUUAAUGAAAAUGUCAGAGUCAUCGGAGCAAAGCAAUUUUAAUGUUGACAUUGUCAUACCACAACAAGGAAUGCUUUACAAAGAAGACACACCAGAUUAUAUUCUAUGUAAACCAAAAUUAAUGCCACUGAAAUCUGUUACGUUGGAAAAGCUUGAAAAAAUGCAAAAAGACGCUGAACUGAAAAUGAAAGAAUUGGAAAAUACAACAGAGAAUAAAACUAGCGAACAUUGACAUCGAUGUUUUGAUAU
Ceratosolen solmsi marchali is the source of this 257-nucleotide messenger RNA. RefSeq names its product BBSome interacting protein 1 (gene BBIP1). Gene Ontology annotation, biological process: receptor localization to non-motile cilium; cilium assembly. Gene Ontology annotation, cellular component: BBSome. The transcript has a single exon. NCBI's taxonomy places the organism in Eukaryota, Metazoa, Arthropoda, Insecta, Hymenoptera, Agaonidae. The record is from RefSeq and is a predicted model, not a curated record. The coding region runs from base 13 to 240 and encodes 75 amino acids.